This is a messenger RNA of Spirodela intermedia, 5404 nucleotides long. NCBI's taxonomy places the organism in Eukaryota, Viridiplantae, Streptophyta, Magnoliopsida, Alismatales, Araceae. The record is from the annotation of a GenBank genome assembly.
AUGGAGAGAGAUCUCGUGCCGGUGCCAGCGGCGGCGGCGGGGGCAGCGAAGGAUGGGGCCAUCGUGGAGUAUGCUGGGAAGGCGGGGCCCUUGCUCAGGGAAGAUGAGGAGGACCUCGAGGUGAAGCUCCGUCGCAUCAUAGAUAACGUCCCCGUCCGCGUUAGUAACACCUCAGGAAGCUCCGCUGGUGCCGGCUCCGGCGACUUUCACCAGGUUUCUUUUCCUACGUUCCUUCUCAUAACUCCGUCAUCUUCCUCUGUCUGGCACACCGUCAUCGUUUUUUUCCUCUCAACGUGCUUGCGUUUUGGAUUUAUGUAUUUUAUUGUAUUACUAAUUUAUUAGAGUAUAAUUUUUCAGUUUUCUUUCGUUAUUUUUCUUAAUCCUUCAUCAGCUGUGGAUUAACGAGCACCCUUGGCAGGCAUUGUAUUGCCCGACCUCAUUCACAAGUCACGACGGGAACCAUUGGGCUUAGAAUUUAAGUGUGCACUCAGCUUAUUAUUUUCAUUUUGCGACGGCCAAUUUUCCAGUUAGAGGCGAUCCAAUUUACUCGGAUCACCGAUGGCAUGGUCCAGACGUCUCUUCCGUCUCCAAAGAAUUAGUAGUGGGCACGCAUUGCUGAGAGAGUGAAAUUGUUUUUUUUUUCUAACUAUUCUAAAUAGUAAAUUAGUUCGGUGUUUUCUUGUUGAUGAAUAAAAAGAAAUUGAAAUUGUAACGGUGGAAGAAAUGUGUCAAAAAUUGGGCUCCCUAUAACGAAAAAUUACGGAAAGGAGAAAAUUUUAAAGGUGAAAAACCAUGAUAAACGCAGAAGAGGCUCCUCUUACCUUCUCUACUACUUUACUGCUUGGUGAGUAGGACACUUAAGUGCCCAUGCAUGAUUUUUUCUUCUGGAUGCAUAGUUGCCUCCAUACCGCAAAUCUGGGAAACCCUUAGAGGACAGACAUCCGGCAAGAAGAAGUCGCAUCUUGAUUGGCAAUUUUCACAAAAGACAUUAUAUUGCUGUAUACUGGCGCUAUUAUAGAAUUGAAUGUUGGACAAUGCUUGUGUUAAACUUUAAAGUGCUGAUGACUAGGUUUGACUGCUGUAUGAUUAGUUAUUGUAUUAUUGAGAAUACUGCCAACAUUACUGGUUCAUCAAAAGUCGCUAGCUUUUGGAAUGAGUCAAUUCCAUUUUAAAUGUUUAAACAAAUAUCAAUUUGGAUCUGUUAACCUGGAAUAGCAGAAACUUGGUGGAUAUUCGGGAUGAGCUUUGUACAGGGGACUUUCUUGAGUUAUUCAAUAUGUCAUCACCCAUUUUAUAGAGCAUAGGAAUUCUUGGUCUUUAAACCUAGAGUGUUGAAAUAUAAAGCUUGUGGUCAUUUUUUAGCAUCAUCUUAGAUGAUUAUGACAAUUUUUUGACUAUCACAAGUACUCCCUUUCUAUUUUUAAUGCGAACAAGUUCUGAAUUAUAUAACCAAAGGGGUGAAGUUCGUAACUAAAAGCACCACUUUACAACUAGAGAAGUAAUUCCUCUCAUUGAACCAGAUUCUAGACAACUACGUAGAGAAAGUAAACAAAAGGUAUCCCUCCCUUAGUUUUUUUGAGUAUAAUAGGGCAAGUAGUUUCAUCGAUUUCUGCUCAUUAGACCAUCCCCCACGUACAUUAUAUUGUUGGUAAUCUUUGCGGGUGAUUGAAUUCUUGUUCAAAUGUCUAUUGUUCCUCUUCUUCUGAAUUUCCUGUCAACACUGCUGAUAAUAAUACCUUUAUAUACUCAACGGCAUAAAAAUAUCCCCUGUACAAUAGGAAUAUUAUUUUCCAUCCUGUAUUCACCUGCUCAUUACCCGCAUAAAUGUGCUUUAAAGUGUUCAUGAUUACCCCAAAAGACAUUUAUCUGUCGCUCCAUUGUUGGGUGGACAUGCAACCCUAGAAGAUGGCAGAAUACCAUUCCUUUUUUUUAUUUGAAUACUUGAUCCUCCAUAUUAAGCCUGACACCAAAAAUUUGCUGCCUUCAUCUCCCAAAUUGCACUAAAAGUGCAAUGAUCUAAAUUCCCGUUCUUGUUCCCCCUCAAAUACCUGUUCGUUCUCUGUAAUUUCAUUUCUUUAUUGUUUUCCAAAAUAAGGCUAGGGCAAAAUAUGUCGCGAAAUUUAUGGGUUCUUGUUAUUUCAGAAGUCUAUCCUGCCCUAGGCUGUAGUACAGUCUGGAGCAGGAACCCUGAAAUAGUACCAGGUCCCUUGAUUCACUGCGCUCUCCCACCACAUGGGAGCCCACUCGCCUGUUGACAACCUUCGUAAAAAUGAUAGGGUCCUGUUGAUGCUUAUAAGAAUGCCCACUUGUCACUUAUGACGAGAAUUCUAUUUUCUUCUCGUCCAAGGGCCCGCACCCGACUGUAUUAACUUGUUGUAGUUCUCCUCCUUCCAUUGAUGCAUGUGUGUCAUAUAUCUUUCUUAGUAGAGCGGGGAUUUUUUUUUUUGUUAACAUUUGGGCUGUAAUGGAAUUGUUCAAUUUCUGUUGGGAGGUCCGAGUGUCGGUGAAACUUUCUGUAACUUUGGAGUACUCAAAUAAUAAAUUACCAAAAUAUUUUCUCUAAAUUGUAUGCCGGGAAUUUAGAAUCAUUUCCCAAACAAGACAUUAAUUAACAAUGCUACGACCUGGAACUAUUUUCUGUAUUGUGUUUCCGACGUCUCAUGAUUGGCUGCAGAUUUUUGAGAUUUGUUGUGUUUUUAAGGAAUCAAUUCUUGAUCUAGGUCGUAAGGUUGAAUUGUGUGGCUGCUGUUUCUCAAAUGCGCUAGCCAUCUUUUAUGCUAUGCUCAGUUUACAGGCUAUAUAUACUGGAAACUGGUAGAACGAGUUGGUAAAUUGAUGGUAUUCUUAUUAGGAAAAUAAACCUUUUUGGUGUUCAGAUGGGAUUGAGGUGGACAAAGAGAUGACGCUCAGCAUGAACAAUGUGAAGGGAAGUUAGGUGCCAAUGUUGACCGAAGUGAGGGGAGAGAGGCAACUAUGCACUGGAACCUUGAUUUUUCUUUUUUGGCUCUGCUGUUCCUACUAUAAUAUCGCUGACUUUUCUGUUUUGAUGAAGUAGCAUAUUACGGGAGGGAAGUCUCCUGUUUAAAUAUAAGGAGCCAUGGAAGAAGGCAGAAAGACUAUCUCUGCUUUUAACUUAUCCCGCAGGAGUUUCCAAUCUUCUGUUGCUCAGCAUGAACAAAAUCAUAAGGGAGGUUAGAUACGAAUCUUGACAUGACGUCUAGAUAAUCAGUAGUUUGAACUACCAUAUGUCCGCAAUAACUGCCAAGGAUUGCCUCGCCUCGUGAAACAAUAGGAUCAGCUGAGAUACAGCGAUACGACACACAAGAAUCUCCCAGUUAGAUUCAAUAGAAGUUUAUUGACAAAAAUAUGAGAAAGCUGUCAUUCAUAUUUGUGGAAUGAAGUAAUGUUGCCCUGUUGAUCGAUGACUAUCAAAAUUUUUGGGUUUCCAUCAUGGAUCAGCGAGGGUCAAUGGGAGUCCUUUGUGCUAGAUCAUGGUUUCACUGGUAGCUCAUAAUUAGUCCAGAAAAGUUCUGUGUAUGAUCAAAUAUUUGUUUCGUCUAUUUAUCUCGAGUUAUUUUCAUCAUUCAUUUGAUUAAGGAGGAAAACAUUUUCUAAAAUAUACACGUUAUAGAUAGAUAGUACGCAAUCCCUGAGAAGAUGUCUGGUGCUGCCUGGACUCUGAUCCCUUCUUGUCUUUGAACUGCACACACAUGGCGGGCAAAUGGCACCUGCCGUAAAAGCAGCAUAGCCCAUGUGCAUGGCAUACAACACAUGCUGUGUCAGGGCACAGAUGGUCCCGCCUGGCCCUUUGCUCAAAAAGCCCAAUCAACUAUGUCGUAGGGACGUAAGAAAAUGGACAACGGGAAUAUUAAGAACUCACUGCUGCUGUUAUUGCAAUGUAGCAUAGGUCAAUGGAAAGGGAAAACCUCUCGCUUCUCCUCUUUCUUUGCUUCUGACAUGUAGGAGGUCGUACGGUAGAUAACAGCAGGCACAUCCACUUGACCGAAGGGAAUCGAUGCUUCUGCUCCUCAACCAAGGAGCUGUUCGAUGCAAGAAGCAAGGAAGUAGGCAGUGCGAGUGUCAGCCGAAUGCUCAGAGCUAAACUAUUAUGUAUGGAGUUCUUUGACCCCUAAGGUGCGGAAAUCAAAAAGAUAAUGGUGGUGCCUUUCAAAUAAUGAUUAGAAACCAUUGACCACUUUGACGGGAUGAAAUUAACAUGUUCAACUCACUUAUAUGAUGUUAAUUUAUGCCUUACUAGCACAUUUGUCAUUUCAAUGGUUACUGGAUUGGAGGGCUUUGAUGUUGUACACAUGAGGGGCUGGGAGAGAAGGGGGAGCUUCAAGCAAUAAUUUUGUGGAUUAGAUUUGAAUUUACACCUUCAGGAAACUGCCGGCUCUAAUAUAUGUUUUUUUUUUUAUGCUGAAAGUUUACGAAAACUGUUCAUAUUUACGAUUUUCAUGCGGGAUAAGUUUCAUCACUACUUGUAUAUGCUGCAAUGAUUUAAUUAAUGGUCCGUGGGUUGAGCUGAGUAAUGGAUUGAUGAUCUAUUCUUUUCUGUUUGGCCAUCUAGAAGGUUUAAUGCUGUGCACUAGUCUGUUUCAAGUUGGAGCUUAGCAAAAUUGUUCCAAGGUAAUAGUAACCAAGUUAAGAGUUCCAAGGUAAUGAAUAAGAAGCCAGAAGAUAUAUCCCAGUGCCAGUUGUGGGAUCUACUGAUUGACAGGUGGUAGAGGACCCUCAAAUGUCUCUCUGAUGCGAUAACAGUAUGGUUGGGAAUCGUUCAUUUGCUGGUAGUCGGAACUGAGGUUGUUUUUUAUGAAGAAAAUAUUUUCUGGCUUGCUUCAACGUAUUGUCAAAAACAUUUCCCACAUGCUCGGAUAUGGGCACAGCCUUGGAGACCCACAAAGUAUGCACGCAUGCACUCCCAGCUUGCCCCCACGCCCGUCUGGUACACGUUGCCGUAAAGGGAGGCGAGGAUGAGCAAAGCCUUUUGGUUCUCGGUUUUAUUCCUUUUUGCCUUGUUUGAUCGCCGACUAUAAUGACCCCAUCUUUUUGCUCUACACUGGCUUCAAAGAACAGUAGUAGACUGAAAAAUGAGAAGAUUCAGGACUCUGAUUCUCUGCCAUCUCCGCUGGUUGAUGCGUGGCAGUAUCGGCAAAUGAGACGGAGGGAGCAGGAUCGCCUGGCGAGGAUGGACGUGGACUACCAGAGGAGGAAGGAGCUGGCGGAGUUCAACAUGCGGAGAGAGGAGAGGAUGAAGGCUGCCGAGGAGCGCACCGCGAAGAAGCGUCAGAAGCGCCAGAAGAGAAAGCAGCGGAAGAAAGAGCAGAAGACGACAAAGGACGGUGAUACCGGCGGCGGCCAGCACGGAGACGAGCAGUCGUCGGACGAUGACGGGGAAGGAUGA